Sinocyclocheilus grahami is the source of this 1382-nucleotide messenger RNA. It is a transcript of the gene foxl2b, whose product is annotated as forkhead box L2b. Bases 193 to 1062 code for a protein of 289 amino acids. The transcript has 2 exons. Lineage: Eukaryota; Metazoa; Chordata; Actinopteri; Cypriniformes; Cyprinidae. Gene Ontology annotation, biological process: anatomical structure morphogenesis; regulation of transcription by RNA polymerase II; cell differentiation. The record is from RefSeq and is a predicted model, not a curated record. Gene Ontology annotation, molecular function: RNA polymerase II cis-regulatory region sequence-specific DNA binding; DNA-binding transcription factor activity, RNA polymerase II-specific.
GCGAGGAGGGAAACAAAGUUGCAGGAUCUUCCAGAAGAGCCCUCGAGCUUAAACGACAUCGAGAUCUCGAGCCCAUCACAGCGAAAGCCGGGCGUUACCGGAGCAGGAGCUUUUAUUUCAUUCAAAAGUCUCUCCGUUAAUGGAUCCGCGGUGACCUGAUGCGCGCACCUCACUCCAGAGCUAGACUCAGUGAUGGCAUCUUACCGUAGCUUAGAUGAUGACGCAAUGGCUCUGAUGGUCCACGACACGAACGCGGUGAAGAAAGAAGAGUUCGCGAAGGAAGAGCCGCUCCAAGAGCCGAGUUCGGAGAAGGUGGAUGCGUCUCAAAAGCCGCCUUACUCGUACGUGGCUCUGAUCGCCAUGGCCAUCCGGGAGAGCUCGGAAAAGAGACUGACCCUCUCCGGCAUCUACCAGUACAUCAUCACCAAGUUCCCCUUCUACGAGAAGAACAAGAAGGGCUGGCAGAACAGCAUCCGACACAACCUGAGUCUCAACGAGUGCUUCAUUAAAGUUCCCCGGGAGGGCGGCGGGGAGCGCAAGGGCAACUACUGGACUCUGGAUCCGGCCUGCGAGGACAUGUUCGAGAAGGGCAACUACCGGCGCCGGAGGCGCAUGAAGCGGCCGUUCAGACCGCCGGCGGCUCACUUCCAGCCGGGCAAGUCUCUCUUCGGCGGCGACGGAUACGGCAGCUACCUCCCCGCGCCCAAAUACCUCCAGCCCGGCUUCAUGAACAACAGCUGGCCGCUUGCGCAACCACCGCCGCCGAUGAGCUACGCGUCCUGCCAGAUGACCACCGCCAACAUGGGUCCCAUGAAAGCACUGUCCGGUCCGUCGUACAACCCCUACAGUCGAAUGCAAGCCAUGGGCCUGCCGAACAUGAUGAACUCGUACAGCGGGAUGGGGCACCACCAGCACCCGGCGCCGCAGCAGCAGCCCUCGCCGGUCCCGUCUAACUCCGCGGCCGCUCUGCAGUUCACCUGCUCCCGGCAGCCGGCCGAGCUCUACUCGUACUGGGACCACGAGGCCAAAAACUCGUCGUUACACUCGCGGAUUGACAUUUGAACCGAGGGAAUGUGUGAACUGGGCGCAGGGUCUGUUUUACGCGUCCAGCGAGGUAAACAGGGUAACUUUUGAUGCUGAAGAACAAACACAGAUCUGAACUAUCUCAGUCCCUGAAUGUUCCGGACUGCAUGGAUAAAUGUUUGUUUUUUUACAAUCUAAAUCAGUAGGUUUUUUUUUUUGUUUGUUUUUUGAUCGCUUCAGGAUAAAACAUGCACGUUUGACAAAAAUGCCUUCGAAAAUUCAUUUGAGGACCGUGCAGAAAGAAAAGCAUUUGCUAGAUUGUUUGGGACCAUUGUGAUUUUUACAUUUUGGAUUGUCAA